AUGUCAAGUGAGCCUGACCACACGGAUUCAGCUAAGCCUGCGAUAGAAUGGCAAUUCAUCGACGCUUCGAACAACAGUCGGAGCAAUUUGACGCAGGUCAAGCGCCAUGUGAUGCAACAAUACAUGCGCCAAAAACGUGCAUCGGGUCAGCCUAGUGAUGAUGCCGAGCAGACGGUGGUAGAAAGCCAUAGCGCGCCACGAAAGUCUACCCGACGCCCCAGGAAGGGCAGGACGUCUACUGGGGACACUGCCCAGAAAGGAAAGGAAGAAGGCGUCAAUAGUCAGAGGCAGAAAAAUGUGCAGUCUUCAUCAGCACAAAGGUCCAAAGUCAAAGUGGUCCCGAACAAAGAUUCGAUGGACGAUUUGGUGGAAGAAAUUGAGCGAGAUUUUGGUCCUGGUGUCAUCACAAGUGCUGAAAGUGCAUCCCUACCAGCCAAUUCUUUCUUUCAGCUUCAAGGCUAUCCGCUGUCGCCCUAUCUUUUAGAGAAAUAUGUAUCUGGAAGUCAGAGUAGUGGCUCAGAGUCAAGCAAUUUAUCCCCAUGGUCAUCCACACCAACAUCCCCAACUGAUGUCACGCUUUCUCCAAAAACUAUCCUCAGUGCAGCACGAACCGACCCUUUCAAUACCCUGCCGAUGGAUCUUGAUGCGGAGGGCCAGCGACUAUUUGACUUCUAUGUCAAUGAGAUGCCUGCCUGUUCCUAUGGUAGUCAUUUCCGCUCUGCCAAGGCCCAUAAUUGGUAUACGGCAGUCUUUGUUCCAGAAGGAAUGAAAGGCGCCGUCACAUUCCAGAACACUAUUCUCGUACAUGCAGCGAAUACUUGGGCUUGGGUGCGGAACGAGGAGGAGACUGACUAUACACUUGUUCACCGCAACCGCGCAAUCUCCAUGCUCCGAGAUCAUAUGACACGAAAUCCAGGUGAUAUCUCCGAUGUUGCAAUUAUUGCAUGUCUCAGCGCUGCAGGUCUCGAGGACUUUGACCCUCGUCCAGGGCACAAGGAAAUUAGCUGGGUACACAUGCGGGCUGCGAGGGAAAUGAUACGGGCCCGAGGAGGACCAGCGGCCUUCGAGAAUACACGGCUGGGCAUGUUAAUCAACUGGCAAGAUUAUAUUCUAUCUGGAUAUGAAACAAAUGGGCUAAGCUUCUUCUUCGAGUAUAACCCUUCAGUCAAACAGUCUUUUAAGGAGCCAAGUCAAUGGCAAGACUCGAUAACGCAAACGUCCAAUCUGACGCCUUCCCCCCUUCCAUCAAUGCCUUUGUUAUCGCCUGGGGAUGCUUUAUCACACUCUGCAUUAAUCAAUCCAAGUAAUUCGUUAACAUUUCUGUCACCAGAGGAUGAGAUCCGGCAUCAGUGCGACGAGUUCAUCGACUUUUUGAAACGUUGUGAGGAGCUAUCGAUAUCUCAUCGAUCUAACCGCGCCAAUACGCCAGCUUCACUCUUUGGGAUUACCGAAACUCCGUGCAGCAUAGCGAAACCUUCCUCUGGACAUUAG
Aspergillus pseudonomiae is the source of this 1491-nucleotide messenger RNA. Its product is annotated as sigma-70 region 2 family protein. The transcript is spliced from 2 exons. Bases 1 to 1491 code for a protein of 496 amino acids. NCBI's taxonomy places the organism in Eukaryota, Fungi, Ascomycota, Eurotiomycetes, Eurotiales, Aspergillaceae. The record is from RefSeq and is a predicted model, not a curated record.